UGUUCGCGUGAGGGAAUUUUCUUAGUGAAGGAAUUGUGGCUUGAAGAUGUCUUCGCCGCAGCCGGGAAAGGCCACGGAGGCCAGCAUGGUGGCGAUUAACAAGAACAUCGUGGAGCUGAAGAAGAAGAUCCUGCUGGCGGAGGGACAGAGGAAGGCGUACAAGGGUGAAUGGGAGGAGGAGCAGAAGGGAAAUUCGGAGAAGAUUGCCGACCUCAAGAAGAACAUCAAGGAGCUCACGGUGAAAUUGAAGUACUUGAAGACGAAAAAUGCCCAAAAGCCGCAGAAUCAUGAGACUAUCAAGAAGCUGGAAUUGCCGCCAGGAGCGAAGAAUGCUGAUGACGCCGUCCACGUGCUGGAUCUCAGAGUGAUUGACCUGAAGAAGCAGACAGAUCUCGUGCAUGAUCACUACGUGAAGCGCCAGAAGUUCUUUGAUCGCCUGGUGGAGGAAUAUCAGCGUCUGUACGUGAGUAAGAACAAGCUGGCGUCCGAAAACUCCGUCCCGGCGUCAGAGACUGUGGAGGAGGAUCAGAAUAGACGCCUUAUUUGCCAUCUGGAGAAUGAGAUUCACCGCACAUCCGUGCAAUGGAUGGAGGCGGAGCACAUCAGGAAGAAAUACCGCGCCAUCAAGGCAUCUCUCAUGACGGAUGCCGAGAACUUCGAGUCGAAUCUGCUGGAGCUGGAGCAAGCCAUCACGGAACAGCAGGCAGAGAUCGAUAAACUGCACCAGGUGAAUCAGGAGGCGCUCCAGAUGCGUGACUCCACGAAGCUGGUGCUGCAGAAGCAGGAGCAGGCGGCCUCGAGCUCCAACAGGGCCAGAGAGAAGCAGGCUCAGGACUUCCGCAGGCAAGUGGAUGAGCGGAAAAUGGAGCUGGAACGCCUGGAGCGGAGAAUCUUCGCCACAGGGAAAACACUGGUGCAUCAGGAGAGUGCCGGAUCGGGAUCUGGUGAUGCUCAAACCGGGAAAGGUGCCCACGAUACCGAUCCCAGUGCUCACGCCAAGGAGAGCACGAAUGCGAUGGACUUGGCGUUCAGGAAGCUCAUGGAAUCCACAGGAGCCACCGCGACUAAUGAAGUUCUGGGACGUUUCCUGGCGCAGCGCGAGGCCACAACGAGAUUGGCGUAUCUGCGCAAUGUCACAGAAACCUCCAAGAAAGAUCUGGAGACUCAGAGGGACGCUCUCUCGUCGCAACUGGAUGAAUUCCGCUUUGCUGACAUCAAGGAGAACGAAGUGAAUCAGGAAGAAGUGGAGAAACUCAAGACGAAGAUCGUUGAUCAGCAGAGCAAGGAAGUCGCUUGCGAUGGCGCUUCUGAGCACACUCGCAAGGUGUCUGGGUCGAUCAAGGAGGGUCUCUUUGAGUUGCUGAUGAAACUGAGGGAUUUGGAUGAGCUUACAGAUCAGAACAUUUGGAAGAAGACCACGGAGAACAUUGAUAACUUUGACUUCUUCACGGCAGCAUCGAUUCCCAGUGAUUUGCUACUGAAAGUUCUGCAAGACAGCCUAAAGAUGGUGAUGAAGCUGCACGGAGGGCAGGAAAUUGACCGAGAAGUUGUGGAGGAGAAAACUGACGAGGCCGAAGAGAGAUCCAUAGAAGAUCUCUCAAUUCCUCUGCAUUCGCCAAUUCCGCCGGAGGAAAAGGAGAAGCCAGCAGCUUUUCCCGCUUGCUACACAAAUCUAUUCGCUAAUCGUGGUACUGGCGGUCAGACCACGUCCAUUUCUCCUGGUCAGGCAACGCAAACUAUCACUUCGGAUGACGAGGGUGACGUGCCGUCGCGGCACUACUUGAAGCGUCAAGCGCAGCUCAUCAUCGACUCCAAGUCACGCAGGAAGGGAUUCCGCGUGCAAUUGCCGCGCCGGAAGUAGACAUGAGCGCACUGAGCAUUCGC
Phlebotomus argentipes is the source of this 1884-nucleotide messenger RNA. RefSeq names its product outer dynein arm-docking complex subunit 3 (gene CCDC151). The transcript has 2 exons. Gene Ontology annotation, biological process: cilium movement; outer dynein arm assembly. The record is from RefSeq and is a predicted model, not a curated record. Lineage: Eukaryota; Metazoa; Arthropoda; Insecta; Diptera; Psychodidae. Gene Ontology annotation, cellular component: cilium. The coding region runs from base 47 to 1861 and encodes 604 amino acids.